Fibroporia radiculosa is the source of this 396-nucleotide messenger RNA. RefSeq lists its product as uncharacterized. The record is from RefSeq and is a predicted model, not a curated record. The transcript is spliced from 3 exons. Gene Ontology annotation, cellular component: Golgi membrane; endoplasmic reticulum; Golgi cis cisterna. NCBI's taxonomy places the organism in Eukaryota, Fungi, Basidiomycota, Agaricomycetes, Polyporales, Fibroporiaceae. Gene Ontology annotation, biological process: endoplasmic reticulum to Golgi vesicle-mediated transport; retrograde transport, endosome to Golgi. Bases 1 to 396 code for a protein of 131 amino acids.
AUGAACGCGCGUAUUUUGAACGCAGAGAUCGGUGUUGCGCUCACGUCCUUUGGUGCAUUGUUCAUGCUCCUCGGAGUGAUGUUGUUCUUCGAUGGUGCACUAUUAGCGCUGGGAAACGUCCUCUUCCUAGCCGGUCUGACUCUGAUCAUCGGGCCCCACAAGACGUUUUACUUUUUCGCUCGAAAGCAGAAGCUGCGUGGCACAGCGUGCUUCAUUGGAGGCAUCUUGCUCGUGUUCCUCAAGUGGCCAUUCAUCGGCUUCGUUGUGGAGCUAUUCGGUUUCCUCAAUCUCUUCGGGGACUUCUUCCCGGUGGUGCUUACUUUCAUGCGACAAUUGCCGGGGAUAGGGCAUUUCUUGUCCCUACCGUACAUACGGGAUGUGAGUCGUUUCUUCUAG